CGCUCGCGCGAAACCAGACGAGAGGUCUCGAGGAGAAGGAAGCAGCCAGAUUCCCAAACCGAUUUGGGACGCCGGCCACCUCGCCGGAGUUGCCACUUCCCCGGUUCCCCCUUCUCUGCUCGCCUCUGAAUCUUCCCCCUCGCCGGAUUUUCCGCGGUUUCCUCGGGAUUCCUUGCCCGGCCGGGAACGGCGGCGCUCGCGAGGGGAAAGAAAAGCUCCGAUUUUUGCCUGCCGAGUUCUCUUCCGAUUCCCACUAUCUUGAGCAGCCUGCGCGCGGCCAGCCUCGCCGCGGGAGUUUUUCUUGGCUUUAUCCUCGGCCAGAAUUAGCCAUUCCCUGGAGCUAAAGGCCGAGCUCGGCCGGGGCUAAACUUCGCCUCUUCUCCGCGGCGGCCGCGGGGGAAUUCGUUCUUCUCCCGUCAGUCGCCGCCGUAUCGCCGGGGGAGCGGCGGGCGGGGGGCGGGGCGGCAUGGGGCUCGGCUUGGUGGCGCACCUGGUGCGCCUGGGCGUGCUCAGCUCGACCUCCGACCACGCGUCGGUGGUGUCCAUCAACCUGUUCGUGGCGCUGCUCUGCGCCUGCAUCGUCCUCGGCCACCUCCUCGAGGAGAACCGGUGGGUCAACGAGUCCAUCACCGCGCUCAUCAUCGGGUUGUGCACCGGCGUGGUGAUCCUGCUGACGACCAAGGGGAAGAGCUCGCACAUCCUCGUCUUCAGCGAGGACCUCUUCUUCAUCUACCUCCUGCCUCCCAUCAUCUUCAAUGCCGGUUUCCAGGUAAAGAAGAAGCAAUUCUUCCGGAAUUUCAUGACGAUCACAUUAUUUGGUGCUGUUGGGACAAUGAUAUCCUUCUUCACGAUCUCUCUCGGUGCCAUAUCAAUAUUCAGUAGAAUGAACAUUGGGACGCUAGAUGUAGGGGAUUUCCUCGCAAUUGGAGCGAUCUUUUCUGCAACAGAUUCUGUCUGCACAUUGCAGGUCCUCAAUCAGGAUGAGACACCCCUUCUGUACAGUAUUGUGUUUGGUGAAGGAGUUGUGAACGAUGCCACAUCAGUUGUGCUCUUCAAUGCGCUCCAGAACUUUGAUCUUAACCAAAUUGAUGUAGCUGUCGUGCUGAAAUUCUUGGGGAAUUUCUGUUAUCUAUUUCUGUCAAGCACCUUCCUUGGAGUGUUUGCUGGAUUGCUCAGUGCUUACAUAAUCAAGAAAUUAUACAUCGGAAGGCACUCCACUGACCGUGAGGUUGCCCUUAUGAUGCUCAUGGCUUAUCUCUCAUAUAUGCUGGCUGAGUUGCUAGAGUUGAGCGGCAUUCUCACUGUGUUCUUCUGUGGUAUUGUGAUGUCACAUUACACCUGGCAUAAUGUGACAGAGAGCUCAAGAGUUACAACUAAGCAUGCCUUUGCAACUUUGUCCUUCAUUGCCGAGACUUUUCUUUUCCUGUAUGUUGGUAUGGAUGCGCUUGAUAUCGAAAAGUGGGAGUUUGCCAGUGACAGCCCUGGCAAAUCCAUUUGCACAAGCUCAAUUUUGCUAGGAUUAGUUCUGGUGGGAAGAGCUGCUUUUGUUUUUCCGCUGUCCUUCUUGUCCAACUUAACGAAAAAGACAUCGAUGGAAAAAAUAACCUGGAGACAACAGAUCGUAAUAUGGUGGGCCGGGUUGAUGAGAGGUGCCGUGUCCAUUGCUCUUGCUUACAACAAGUUCACAAGAUCUGGACACACUGAGCUGCACGGCAAUGCGAUAAUGAUCACCAGCACAAUCACUGUCGUCCUGUUUAGCACCAUGGUGUUUGGGAUGAUGACGAAGCCAUUGAUCCAGUUCCUGCUCCCUGCCUCCAGCAACGCUGCCCCCUCCGAGCCUUCGUCACCCAAAUCCCUGCACUCCCCUCUGCUCACGAGCAUGCAGGGCUCCGACCUCGAGAAUGCCACUGCUAGCAUUGUCAGACCGUCCAGCCUUCGGAUGCUCCUCAGCAAGCCGACCCAUACCGUCCACUACUACUGGCGCAAGUUCGAUGACGCGCUGAUGCGGCCCAUGUUCGGCGGCCGUGGCUUCGUGCCCUUCUCCCCCGGAUCACCCACCGAGCAUACUGGACGGUGAUCACUGCCAAGAUAACAAAAACUGACUCGAGAGGAAGACAUGUUUUUGGUGAGUAGAGUUUGGCUGCUGAUAGUCAGAUGAUGAAGCUUAUGUUGUUCAGAACUUCAGAUGGUGUAGUCCCUCAGCAAUGGUGAAGAGGGACCUUCAGCUUAUGGUUCAAAUGGAGGGUUAGCUGGUUUGGAUCAGCAGGAUGAAGAAGUUGAGUCCUGGAAAUUUGGGGUUUUGAGUUAUGCAUAAAGGCUGUAAAUUUUGUAGAUAAAUAUAAAAACACCCAUUUUUAUCUCUUAUAUUUAUAUAUAGUGUGUAGCUUGCGGAUUA
Panicum hallii is the source of this 2395-nucleotide messenger RNA. Its product is annotated as sodium/hydrogen exchanger 2. The record is from RefSeq and is a predicted model, not a curated record. Gene Ontology annotation, molecular function: sodium:proton antiporter activity. The transcript is spliced from 14 exons. Bases 467 to 2077 code for a protein of 536 amino acids. Gene Ontology annotation, biological process: proton transmembrane transport; regulation of pH; sodium ion transport. Lineage: Eukaryota; Viridiplantae; Streptophyta; Magnoliopsida; Poales; Poaceae. Gene Ontology annotation, cellular component: membrane.